AUGGUUGCUUCUUUAUUGGCUGCAGAUUAUCCGGGUGAAAUUGCCACGCCAACUCCAAAAGCUCUCAUUCACUUGGUUCAAAGAAGAUAUGGUGUGCAGGUGUCAUACUCUACCGCGUGGAGAGGAAAAAAAGAAGCUGCAGAUGAUGUUCGAGUUACACCAGAGGAAGGUUUUAGGCUUAUGUAUUGGUAUAUGUUCAUGUUAGAAAAGAUGAAUCCUGAUACAGUUUCAUAUGUGGAAGUGGAUGAGGAACAUAAGUUUAAGUACUUGUUCUUCGCACUAGGAGCUUCCAUUGAAGGCUUCCGAGUCAUGAGAAAAGUGAUCAUUUUGGAUGGAACCCACCUUAAGACUGCAUAUGGUGGAGUGCUACUUGUUGCUACAACUCAAGAUCCCGAUCAUCACCAUUAUCCGCUUGCUUUUGGUGUUGUGGAUGGCGAGAAUAAUGAAAGUUGGUUUUGGUUUCUCGAAAAGCUCAAAUCGCUUAUACCAUAUGGACCUGAAAUUGUGUUUGUUUCUGACAGAAACUUCAGUCUCCUCAGGGCAAUAGCAAUGCUCUAUCCAUUGUCUCACCAUGGGCAUUGUAUCUACCAUUUGUCUCAGAAUGUGAAAGGAAAAGUUAUUGGAGUAAACAAAGCAAUAUGUGCCAAAAAGUUCAGGCAAUGUGCUCGGGCUUAUACGGAGGCAGAGUUCUUACAACUUUAUUGUGAUUUUUCGUCAACAUAUCCUUCGGCACGUUUGUAUCUACAUGAGCACACAGAGAUAAAGCACUGGGCUAGAUGUUAUUUUCCUGGAGAAAAAUACAACCUAGACACAAGCAAUGCAGUUGAAUCGAUUAAUGGUGUGCUAGAAAAUGCAAGGAACUACUCACUGUUACAAAUGAUAGAUGCUAUUAUCGAGAAAAUGAUUAAGUGGUUUGCUAAACAUAGAAAAGCUUCUGCAGAAAUAUCAACUGCACAGAAGCUGGUUCCUUUUGUGGAGAAAGAACUUCACAAAACAUGUAAGGAAGCAAAACUGUUGGUGGUGAAUGAGCUAAACUGUUACCGACUUGAAUAUAGUGUGAUAGGUAGUGAUGGUCUACAAUAUGUGGUUAAUUUGAGAAGCAAAACUUGCAGCUGUAAACAAUUUGAUAUAGAAAAAUAUCCAUGUGUGCAUGCAGUAGCAGCUGCAAGAGAAGCAAAGAAGGAAGCAGAUCCUGAGAUACAAUUACAUGACUUGUGCUCAAAAUAUUACUGGAUUGACCUUUGGGUUUUGACGUAUUCAAGGACGAUUUAUCUGGUUCCCAAUAGUUGUCAAUGGAUAGUUCCUGAGGAGACUAUGAAACGGUUAAUCUUGCCUCCGGAUUAUGAUGUUAAACAAGGAAGAAGACAGGAAAAAAGGUACGCAUCUGCUGGAGAAGAUAGAGACAAAGGAGGUAAGAAGAAGUCGAAGAAGUCGAAGAAGCCAACUGGUACGAGUGAGUGGUUGGACAAUGAUGGUGACCAAAAUUGA
Camelina sativa (false flax) is the source of this 1488-nucleotide messenger RNA. Its product is annotated as protein FAR1-RELATED SEQUENCE 4-like. Gene Ontology annotation, molecular function: zinc ion binding. Lineage: Eukaryota; Viridiplantae; Streptophyta; Magnoliopsida; Brassicales; Brassicaceae. The record is from RefSeq and is a predicted model, not a curated record.